Messenger RNA from Polyodon spathula (Mississippi paddlefish), 3316 nucleotides. Its product is annotated as interleukin-20 receptor subunit alpha-like. The transcript has 7 exons. Gene Ontology annotation, molecular function: protein binding. Bases 249 to 1865 code for a protein of 538 amino acids. The record is from RefSeq and is a predicted model, not a curated record. Lineage: Eukaryota; Metazoa; Chordata; Actinopteri; Acipenseriformes; Polyodontidae.
UGAACCACAUGCUUUUGAACAGAAAGUGCUGAUAAUAGUCGAGGUUGUUACUCUAUGGAUUUCUCACCACACGAAACAGCUAAGACGAGGUUAAGUUUAUUUUCAGUUCGCUGAUCGACAGAACGCAACAGAGCUGUCGUAGUACUGUCAGCAGCAGAUAGAUUAUUUAAGCAAUCUGAUUCUGAAGCGAACCAAGAACCUGCGAUGCCGAUGAUGGACUGUGAAGUAAUUACAUACUUCAAAUCGAAAUGCUGGGGCCAGGAACACUCACUGUUCUUUUUCUUGUAACACUAAAGGCUACAGAAGUGGUUUAUGGAACUGCUGUACCUGAACAACCAUAUGAUGUCCACUUUCAAUCAUUUAACCUGAGGAACGUCUUGCGAUGGAGUCCAGGGAGAGGAAACAAUAAUGGAACUCGCUAUACAGUUCAGUAUAAAAUUUAUGGUGGGGAGAUAGACGUCUGGCACGAUCAAAAGCAGUGUACCAAUAUCACUGGAACGUGCUGUGACCUUUCCAGAGACACCAGUGACUUAGCAGAAGGAUACUUUGCAAGAGUUAAGGCUGUCUCAAAUGGCAUCUCUUCGGACUGGACAGAAUCUAAAAGGUUCCAUCCAAAAUUGGACACCAUAAUUGGGCCUCCAUCCUUGGAAGUCAGAGCUGGUGAAAGAUCAAUUUUUAUCUGGUUAAGGGGUCCAUUCAAAUGGCAAACUGAUAACAAAACCAAAGUGAAGUCAAUGGCUAAAUAUUACAGAAGCCUGCAAUACAACGUGUCUCUGUACAAUAAUAAAACUAAACAGUUGUUGCACUUCCUACUGAAAAAUUACUCUGGAACGCUUGACAGGUUAGACCACGACACACAGUACUGUGUGUCUGCCAGGACGAAGGUCCAAGGGCAAAUCAGUGACCCUUCCGAAGAGCUGUGUGUAACCACACCAAAGGAUACCUUUUCAGAAUGGUUGGUCGUCAUCAUGUUUGGAUGUGUUUUGCCUUCCAUGAUUGCUUUAUUACUUAUCUUUGUAGUUUUCUAUCUUAUUUACCGGUAUGUGUUUGGCAACCACCAAAAAACGCCCAAAAACCUGUUGCUGCAGUACCAUUGUGAGCGGGAGGCAAAGGUAGUCUUUGUUCCUUAUGACUUAAAAGUGAACCUUAUCACCUCUAAUGUCUUCAAUACAAGGAGCAAGACUCAGCAGGUCAAACAUAGCCCUGCCUAUGAAAACCAAUCCACCAGUGGGUUUCAACCUGCAAAGCACCUGGGCUAUACAUCCCAACUAGUAAAACAUUUGUCAGCUGAAGAUCUUGAAGCUUUGGCAAGCGAUGAAGACCAACAACACGAGGCCCCCAAUUACAGGAGACAGACAGGAAUGAGGCCACUGAGUGAAUAUUUUGGAUAUGGAACUGUUCUUAAUGCCCAGUUAUCCUUCGAACAGGACGACAAGUUGCCAGAAAACGAAGACUUAAUGAGGUCUGUCUCCAUUGGUGUCAGUCAAGAAGCAGCAUUUAACCCAAGCUUUGAAACACACUUGAUCAGUGAAGAGGAAGCUGUGCAACAAGUACAGAUAAGAAAAGGACAAGCACAGGUCAGUGAGGGGAGGGAGUGUCAGCAGUUUGACAUAAAGCUGAGUCUGUGCUGGGAUUUCCCAGAGGAAGCUGAACAAGGAGAAGGAACCGUUCUUGUGGACUGGGAUCCUGAGAGUCGUACGCUGCACAUGCCCAUCCUUCAUGACAGUAAAAGGGCAGACUGUGAUGUAGAGGAAAAGACUGACCUUUUGCCCACUGUGUACUUGAGGCAGUCUUCAAGAGAACCUUCUGACAUUGAAGAAGUCUAUGUGUCAAGAUUAGUGAAAAACUGGGGCCUCCAAGAAUGAGUUAUCUGCAACUUGCUUAUGUGUUCAACACAGGCCUAACAUGUGUAACUGUAAGAAAUACGGCAUUGCACUGAAGCCUUAAACAACAUAGAGUAAAACAUAUUUUUUGUACAUCGGUACCUGGUUUUACCAGGCUGUAGACCCCAGAACACAAUUUAUUUAUUCAGUGCUUGUAAUAAGAGAGGCACUUUCAAUAGGACCGGUUGAUGUAUGUUUUAAUGCGAUACAAGAAGUAAAAAAAGUGCCUUUUGUUUGUACUAUUUAAGCUAUGAAAUCUAAAUGUUGCUUCAUGAAUGUUAGAUACUGAAAAGAAAAUUACCCAGCAGUUAAUAAGCAUGCAUGUUCAAGUACUCAUUUUAUGCCUACCCUCAUUGAAAUGUAAAGUACUGUAUAUCGUCAAGUAAAAUGGUAUACAGUUUGUUUGGAACAUUGUUUAUACACUAAGAAGAACACAGAAUAGAUCAUAUCAGACUUAUUAGUAAUGGGGCAAUGUUGAGACUGGCAUUCAAUACUGUUGUAGUUGUGCAGGUCGAGUGAGCAAUAUUGUAGAAUUAGAAAAGACUGCAACAUUAAUGGUUAAUACAUUAAUGGUUAAUAGAUUUGCCAAUAUUCAGACUUUUACCGUAACAUGAGCAUUAUUUGCAUACAUUUGUAUUUAAUUUACCAUUAUGAAAAUAGGCUGAUUAGUUUAACUACAAUUAAUGCACAUAGUACUUAAGCUGUAAUUAUAUGUGGUAUAAUAAUUUAUAAGUAAUUACAUAAUAUUAAAUGUUUAUUUACAGACACUUAAAUGUCAAAAGAGCUUUGAAACAGGCUUUAAAAAGUUGUCAGGAUGCUAACAAUGAAAAGAAAAAUUACAUUAGGUAUACAGAUGUAGCAACACAUGGGGACGUAAAAGAAUAUAUUGUGUAUAUGUAGUUUAAUUUUCUUUACUGCAAUGCUUUUGUGACAUGGACUGUAAAUGGUAUUAGUAAAGGAUCGUAAGUGUAUUUCUGCAAAGGUGUUUCGGCUAUGGUUCUUGACAUUGCCUUUACCAAUAGGAUGUUUAAAAAAAUAUAUAUUUUUUUAAUUUGCUAUAGAUAACAUGACUCAAUGUAUUUUGAAUUUUGAGCUACACAUAAAUGUAUCCACCAAAGUUAAGGACACAGUUUAUUUGUCAUGUGUUUUUAUGAAAAACAUGAUUUAAAUGUAUUUAUACAAUAACCUCACACUUCCUGUUUGGAAAGUCCAUCCUGAUCAGAGCUGAUAGAUUGCUGGUUUUCAGAUGGUCACAGUGGUUCAGGACACUUAAUGCUGGUUAAGAAAAUCAAUUCACAGUCCCUUUUCUCAUGUUUUAAGGUCAAUAGGUUAUUAUCUAUCUCCUAAAUAACUCAACAGUAAUUGUGCACUUUGUUGUAAUUACCUGCUGGGUAACCAGUAGGAAACCAAUAAAUAUGUGUUCCAAUUCCCAA